Messenger RNA from Eruca vesicaria subsp. sativa (arugula), 495 nucleotides. The record is from the annotation of a GenBank genome assembly. NCBI's taxonomy places the organism in Eukaryota, Viridiplantae, Streptophyta, Magnoliopsida, Brassicales, Brassicaceae.
AUGACUUCUUCUAUUGUAAGAAAGAGAGAGACAACUGGUUUCAGACCCAAGAUUCCUUUUACAACAUUUCAAAGGUUUCAGACAGCUUCCCUUCUCUCUUUGCUUAGGAGAACAGAAAAGAAAGAAAGAAAGAAUACACUGUACCUUUGGACACUUAAAGUAGAAGUAGUGGCACGCCACACAUCUAUAAUUAUAAUAAAGCUUAGGACCAUCAUUAUUCGUGCGGAGUCAAAUGACCCGCGGAUUUCAUUUCCAAGUGAUCUCGGCCAAUCAGAUAAAGCACCUCCUCCAAUGGAACAACAACAACAACCAUCAGGAGGCCUAAUUUGGAGAGACACAACACUUUUAGAUUCAUCAAAUCAAAAUUUCGAGUUCCACAUUUCCAGAACCUUUGAUCCUUCACCAGCUGAUGAGAUCUUGGCUGACGGGGUGAUCCUUCCUUUCCAAGUAACUACUGCAUCCGUCAUGCCAAAAGGUCUUUACAAGUACCAGUGA